Bactrocera tryoni is the source of this 1783-nucleotide messenger RNA. Its product is annotated as maltase A2-like. The record is from RefSeq and is a predicted model, not a curated record. Lineage: Eukaryota; Metazoa; Arthropoda; Insecta; Diptera; Tephritidae. The transcript has 6 exons. The coding region runs from base 1 to 1695 and encodes 564 amino acids. Gene Ontology annotation, biological process: carbohydrate metabolic process.
AUGCCGUCUUGUUUAUUUCGGUUUUUAGCGGCUCUACUUCUUUGCGCUGUGGGCGCUACUGCUGCAGACACAGUUGAUUGGUGGGAGUCCGCCACACUUUAUCAGAUUUACCCGCGUUCCUUUAUGGACAGCGAUGGCGAUGGUAUAGGCGAUUUGAAUGGCAUCACCUCAAGGUUGGCGUUUUUUAAGGAAAUUGGUGUAACAGCAACCUGGAUUUCGCCCAUAUAUGAUUCACCGAUGGCUGAUAUGGGCUAUGACGUCGCGAAUUUCACGAAAAUUUAUCCGGUUUUUGGCACAAUGGAGGAUUUCGAUGCUUUGUUGGCUAAGGCUCACGAAUUGGAUUUGAAACUAGUUUUGGACUUUGUGCCCAAUCAUUCGAGUGACGAGUGUGAGUGGUUCCAGAAGUCGAUACUCCGCGAAGAAGGCUACGAUGAUUGGUAUGUAUGGGAUGAUGGCAAAAUUGACUCAGAAACUGGCGAGCGUUCACCACCAAGCAAUUGGGAGGCUGUUUUCGGUGGUUCCGCAUGGACCUGGGUUGAAGAGCGGCAACAGUACUAUCUGCAUCAGUUUCUUGCAAAGCAACCUGAUUUGAACUACACUAAUCCCGCGGUGCGUGAGCGUAUGUUGGAAGUGAUGAAAUUUUGGCUCGAUCGUGGUGUAGACGGUUUUCGCAUGGAUGCUACGAAUUUUUUGGUUGAAAAACGUUUUGAAAAUGGCACAUAUCCAGAUAACCCAAUUAAUACUGGACCGGGUGGCGGAGGUAUGAGCGGCAUCAGCUAUACUAAAGAUCAAUGGGAAAGUACAGAAAUUAUAUACGAAUGGCGCGAAUUUUUGGACGAAUAUCAGAGAGUCAAUGGUGGAGAUACAAGAGCUAUGAUUAUUGAAGCAUAUUCCGAAGUCGACGUUCUGAGUAACUAUAUCACUAAUGGAACGCAUGUUGGUGGACAGUUGCCAAUGAAUUUUAACUUCGUGAGACUGGACGAAAACUCCACAGCGGAGACCAUUGAAACACAAGCUAACGCGUGGAUGGAUGUCAUAUGGACCAAACAUAAAAUGGCGAAUUGGGUGGCAAACAAUCAUGACAACAGUCGCUUACCAACACGUAUGGGUGAGAGCAAAGUGGAUGCGAUGACUAUGAUAAUACAUGCACUGCCCGGUACAUCGGUUACUUAUUACGGCGAAGAGAUUGGAAUGCCUGAUUAUGCCGACGCUUGCACAGGGGACUCUUGCGGUUUUCGUGAUCCAGAGCGCACGCCGAUGCAAUGGAACGGAUCGAAAAACGCCGGUUUUAGCACAGGCAACUCAACUUGGUUGGCCGUCAAUCCCAAUUACACAUACUUAAAUGUAAAAGUUCAACGAGGAGUGGCACGUAGCAGCUUGCAGAUAUUCAAGGGCAUGACGGCGUUGAAGAAAACGGAUGCUUUUAAAGCGUUCAAGGAGGAGGGCGGCUUUUCUUAUAAAGCUCUGUCAAAGCAGGUUUUCCAGGUUAUAAGAACCGCGGUAGAUCGUGAGGAAUAUCGUGUGCUUGCCAAUUUAGGCAACCAAAUUGAAUACUUCGAUGGGUUGACGAACAAAACAAUGGAGUACGUCUUGCUUAACUCUUAUUCACCACACAGAUACGGUCACAAGCUUGAUUUAAGCGGAAGAAUUUAUUUAAUGCCUUAUGAGGCGGUCGUCCUACGCUGGUCGGCGUAAAGGGUUGCAUACUAUUAAGUGUUUAUGAAUUAGUUUUACUUAUAAUGAUGUUCUAGAGUUCAUACAAUUAAACACUCAGCUACAAAAA